This is a messenger RNA of Echinostoma caproni, 423 nucleotides long. Lineage: Eukaryota; Metazoa; Platyhelminthes; Trematoda; Plagiorchiida; Echinostomatidae. The record is from the annotation of a GenBank genome assembly.
AUGACCCCACCGAAGGUUGCUGCUGGUUCCAUCGUAGCUAUGGACCAGGAGCUCUCAGUUGAUGCACCUACGCGACGGGAAAAGGGUAAGCCGGCGAGUAAAAGCGGCCGUACUCGCCGGCCGGCUCCCUCAGAUACCGGAGCCCGAGUAUCAGUCGUUCCUAUCGGUAGCAGCAAGCCACGAGCUACGACGCUUCGACUAUGUGCUGCGAAUGGCACUCCCAUUCCUAUUUCUGGAAUAAGACAACUCACGGUCAAUCUGAAAGGGCAACGACGGUAUCCGUGGGCGUUCGUUCUUGCGAAUGUUCCCACUGGAAUACUGGGUAUGGAUUUUUUGCAGUACCACGAAUUGCUUAUCGAUUCACGUAGACUGCAGUUGAUCAACCUAGCGUCGAAUGUCAAAGUCACGGGUCUCAAAGCCUAA